Messenger RNA from Triticum turgidum subsp. durum (durum wheat), 333 nucleotides. NCBI's taxonomy places the organism in Eukaryota, Viridiplantae, Streptophyta, Magnoliopsida, Poales, Poaceae. The record is from the annotation of a GenBank genome assembly.
AUGACCAGGCGCGCAUCCGACCGCCGCUUGGUCGCGGCCCCGCUGCCGUCACCCCCACGCGCUGCUCCGCCCAAACUCAAGCAGGCCAUCCUGCUCGCCUCCAAACCGCAUGUGCUUUCGCGCACUGCGAUACGGCUCCGCCCCUGUCGGUGUGCCCGGCCGCUUCAAGUCGCUGUCAUCCACCUCUACAACUUCACCGCCGUGGGACUACCAGCGCGCCAAGCAGCACCACCGGUCCUAAUUAGUGACCAGGACAGGAGCCUCGCCUCCGAGCGAGCACCACGUGGCCUCGCCUCAAAAGUUCUGUUGCCACUUCACUUUUGCUGUGGGUGA